Paramuricea clavata is the source of this 6017-nucleotide messenger RNA. The record is from the annotation of a GenBank genome assembly. NCBI's taxonomy places the organism in Eukaryota, Metazoa, Cnidaria, Anthozoa, Malacalcyonacea, Plexauridae.
AUGAUGGAAGAGUCGUCCGAGUCCGACGGAGAUCACGCUUUGGAAAUGAAACCAAACCCAACAUUUGAACUGUUAAAGAAAUGCACUUCAGCAUGGCAGCAGUUCAGCGCCAAGCGCAAGAUGACGCACGAGCUCAAACAGUACCAAGAGGUGUUUCUGACAGAGCUGCCUGGGUCGACAAAGGUCACAGGCGCUGCGACACACGCGGUACUCGAGGGAGAGCUCGAGGAAGAUGAGUCGAGCAAGAAAGUCGUGCCGAGAUUUCGAGAUCGUAAUUCUGGUCCAUCUGCUGGAGAUAAGAAAAAGGUUUGUAUGAGUUUCCAGAAAAUAAUACUGGACUUCUAGGAAGAACAGUUUAGAACUGAUAGAGCUAUCAAGUAUAAAUAAAGUUAGUUUAGUUUAGGUUUCCUCCUCUAGUAACACUGGAUCAAUAAGAGAUGAUCCUUACUGGACCUCUAGGAAGAACAGUUUAGAACUGAUAGAGCUAUCAAGUAUAAAUAAAGUUAGUUUAGUUUAGGUUUCCUCCUAUAGUAAUACUGGAUUUCUAAAGGAUUGCCCUCACUGCAUGGACCUCUAGAAAUAACAUUUUAGAACUGAUAGAGCUAUCCAGUAUCAACUUAGUUUAGUUUAGGGUUCCUCCUGUAGUAACACUGGAUCAAUAAGAAAUGAUCCUUACUGGACCUCUAGGAAGAACAGUUUAGGACUGAUAAAACUAUCCAGUAUAAAUAAAGUUAGUUUAGUUUAGGUUUCCUCCUGUAGUAACACUGGAUCAAUAAGAGAUGAUCCUUACUGGACCGCCAGGAAGAACAGUUUAGAACUGAUAGAGCUAUCCAGUAUAAAUAAAGUUACUUUAGUUCAGGUUUCAUCCUGUAGUAACACUGGAUCAAUAAGAUAUGAUUGUUACUAGAUCUCUAGGAAGAACAUUUUAGAACUGAUAGAGUUAUCCAGUAUAAAUAAAGUUAGUUUAAUUUAGGUUUCAUCUUGUAUUAACACUGGAUCAAUAAGAGAUGAUCGUUACAGGAUCUCCGGAAAGAACAGUUUAGAAGUGAUAGAGUUAUCAAAUGCAAACAAAGUUAGUUUAGUUUAGGGUUCACUGGAUCAAUAGGGAAACAAUACCAUGUGAAGGGUCACUAGACCCUAAUGAGCCUUGCACAGGCUAAUGAAAUGCCAAUCAAAGUUAACACUUAUCAAUUCAACUAAACAUUUUCAGGUUCGUAACCAUGCCCUUAUCCACUACUUUGCAACGCUUGCUUCCUCCAACCACAUCAACGACACGAUGGAUUUCUCAUUUGUUGAAAGUCUGCUGCAAAAUGGCGCCUCAGUAAAGAGCAGUGAUAAACAUGGGCAGACGAUAUUUCACGAAGUCGCCAGAAGUUGGCAUACUGACGUCGCGCAGUUCUUGUUAACUCAAGGUAGGGUGAGAGUUUGGAACGUUAGUUUAGUUUAGGUUUCCUCCUGAAGUAACAUUGGAUCAAUAAGAGAUGAUACUUACUAGACCUCAAGGAAGAAGAGUUUAGAACUGAUAGAGCUAUCCAGUAUAAAUAAAGUUAGUUUAGUUUAGUUUUCCUCCUGAAAUAACACUGGAUCAAUAAGAGAUGAUGCUUACUAGAUCCCAAGGAACAACAGUUUAGAACUGAUACAGCUAUCCAGUAUAAAUAAAAUUAGAUUAGUUUAGGUUUCCUCCUGAAGUAACACUGGAUCAAUAAGAGAUGAUCCUUACUGGACCUCUGGGAAGAACCGUUUAGAACUGAUAGAGUUAUCCAGUAUAAAUAAAGUUAGAGUUCCAGUAAAGAUCAUCUCUUAUUGAUCCAGUGUUAUUGUAGGAGGAAACCUAAACUAAACUAACUUUAUUUAUACUGGAUAGCUGUAUCAGUUCUAAACUGUUCUUCCAGAGGUCCAGUAAGGAUCAUCUCUUGUUGAUCCAAUGUUAGCACAGGAGGAAAUUUAUAAACUUUAUUUAUUAUAUAGUAGAGAGUGAGAUACUGAAAAAUACACAGUGAGAUAUUUUCCAUAUCUUCACUAGUGAAGAUAUCGAUCACGUGACUUUUUCCAAUUUGCUUUUGAGCGUGAAAUUUCACAAUUUUUUGCUUGGGACUAGAUAAUAUUGUGUUCACCACUCGAAGAUAAAAGUCAAAUCUUCGCGCCGCCGUGUAAUAUCCUCUAUAUAAGUUAAAAGCUGUUCUCCCAAAACUUUCCAGUAAGAGUCAGCUCUUAUUCGUCCAUACAUGGUAACUAAGAAUGAAAGGCUCACGCACUAAUCAUCGAAUACUUUCCAAAUGAAAAUAAAAAAAAUACAAAAUUUCAACUUUAAUUUUUUAUGUUCCCAUAGGGGCCGACAUCAACCAAGUGGACAAGUUUGGUCGGGCACCAUUGCACGUCGCAGCGGCAGCAAAUUACGGCGAGAUGGUCGAGUUUCUACUAACUAAAGGGGCCGAUAUCAGUUUAGAAACUCGAGGAGAGCAUCAGCAACCUAUCCAUUUUGCUUCCAAGAACGAUGCCGUAUCUUCGUUGCAAGUACUCAUUAAUUUUGGAGCGGAUACGACGUGUAAAGAUUACAAGGGCAGAACUCCACUUCAGGUAAGCUAAUACCAGAUAAAUCGACGACAAUUACGUUUCGAAGUUCGGAAAUUGGUCGUGAACUUCGCAACAAAGUUCGCAAGUACAUUUCAAUGUUUGAACUUCGUUUGUAAACAAAUGUUCAUACUCAAUAAUAAUAACCAAUUCAAUGAAAUACAAACCUUCUUGGUAGCCCACUGGACCAAAAACUUUCCGUUGAAUUAUUAAUUUCAACUUGAACUAUGAACAUUUGUUUAUGAGUAGAAGUUCUUGAAGGAAAUUUCAUGAAGGAAAUUCACUAGAACUGGUGCAUAUCAAUUCUGCAUUUAGAAAUAAGAGAGCCGUUUUUCGACAACUUUAAACUCGAUUCGAAGUAUUGAUUCGUUUGGGAAGCUAUAUCCAACACGAGUAAGUGUUCUUCCUCUGAUUUCUAAAUACAGACUAGCUGGUUAAAAAAACUCGUGGGCUUCGCCUCGUAUUUUCAACCUGCUUGUCUGUAUUUAGAAGUCAGAGGUAGAACACUUACUCGUGUUGGAUAUAGUAUACUUCUAACAUUGAAAUGUAUACGCCCAAUUUACGAACUUGGAAACGUAAUUGGCAGAUUUGCAACAAACUUGGGACCCGCAUUCAAUAUGAAUCUGGAACAUCUUGGCACAAAACUCUGGGGCUUAUUUUCUCAAUUUGUUAUUAAGUUAUUUCUAAGAGCCUUUUCGAAUUUGCUUUGUGAUUGUUCAAAACCUAUAUACAAGCCGUGUAAACCUGAGUCUAUUGGUUGUGCAAGGAACUAAGGUAUUUGAGUUUGGUACAGGCAGUAAUGAGUUAUGGAUAUUUUUAUUUUACUGUUUGAUUUCAUGUAACGUGAAAGCUAUAAAUAUAGAUCAUUCCAUUCAGGAAGGACUAACUUAAAUUUUGAUAUAUAGCACUUGAAUUUACGUUUUAGGAAUUGGUGAAAACCCUGUAAAAAUUGGCUGUUUUAUGCUAAUUUUUGGCUGAUUUUAAAAAACAGUUGUUCAACGUUCGGCAAACAACAAUAUCGCAAUCAAUAUCCCAUGCAAAUUCAAGUGCUAUAUAUCAAUGUCAAUCAAAUCUCUCUAUUAAUCAAUUUAAAUGUAAUCUCUUUAAACACUAUCAGAAAAUGUCUGAAGAAAUUUAUGACAUUGGUCUGCCACAAAUUUUCAAAACAAUAUGUGGUAAAUGUCAUCCACGAUUCGGCAAGUUGUCCCUUGUCUAUCGUCUCUGUUAAAUCGUGUUGUCAAUAAUUAUCACUUAUUUGUAUUCUGUAUAAAUAGUUGAGAUUACCCGUAGAGGAGUCAGUUUCAGCUCUGUGAGUAUAACCUGUCAUUAUCUGACAAAGAUUGUAAAAAAAGAAGGAAAAAAACCAUACUCGGCUGCAUUUCACCUCCUGUUUUAUAUCUGACAAAGCACUCCGUGUUCUAAAUAGUGUCUAACACAUUUUAAACUUUUCCGUUCAGGUCGCCGCUGAGCUGAAUCGUGGCAAAACGGCAAAGAUCCUCAUUGAACGUGGCGUACCGGCUUUUGUCCACGACAAAUCGGGCAGUGUCGUUCUAUCGCUUCUCAUCCGAAAAAUGCCCCACGUCGCGUUGGAAGCCAUGGAACAAAUGCAUUCAAAGGACUUCACGAAUCGAAAACAGUAUUUCUACUUAAAUUACUUGGAGUGCAUGCAUUUGCACAAGAUGCCAGACAGUUGUGCAAAAUCGCCUUUGGUUGAGGCAGUUCAACACAAUCAGUUCGAACUUAUAAUGCAUCCUGUUUUUCAAAGACUCAUCAACGUCAAAUGGGAGAAAUUCGGCAAGACAGGCGCUUGGAUGAGCCUUAUUGUCAAUAUCAUUUUCGCGACUUUAUGGACGUUUUUGGCCGUGACCCAACCGUUGGAUGUUUCGCAGCAUUACACGCCGUUGACAAGCAAAUGGUGGCGAUUAUUUAUCGAAAUCGUGGUCAUUUUGCUGACCAUUAACGAGAUACGGAUUCAAGUUGAGAAUACUUUUAUAAAUCGUAAGGAGUACACGAAUUGGAAGGCUUGGAAAAUCCGAGAUUUAGAAAGGGAUUUAGAGUAUUGCCAUCCUCGGUGGCCCGAAGAAGCGAGGUACUUAGAAUGCGAGAUCAAAAUGAUCAAAGAUGCGAACGCCUUGCAAUUUCAAGAUUCAUGGAAUUACCUGGAAUGGAUUUCUUGUACUCUAAUCGUGACUGCGAUAAUCUCACAUCUUGUGAAUUUCUUCCUUCGCUCUGGGACAACGUACCAAGUACACAUGCGUAUCUUAGUAUUCCUGCUAAUUCUUCUAUGGUUGCGCAUUCUCAAAUAUGUGCGGCCAUUUAAAGGCCCAGGACCGUUCGUCCAGAUGCUUGGGCACGUCAUAGACAACAUAGUAAAAUGGGGAUUCUUGUACGUAGUCUUCUACAUCCCAUACGCGGCCGCGUUCUGGAUUUUAUUCGGAGGAAUAAGUCCGAAACCCGUCGCGGGGUACUCGAACGUCUCCGAUCUGUUAGUUUACAUAUUUCGUAUGACGGUCGUGGACGACUACAAUUUCAAAGACCUUUAUGACGCGGACCCAACAAUGGCUAGGAUUUUGUGUAGUUCGUACAUCGCAUUCGCUUCCAUAGUGAUUCUAAAUCUUUUAAUUGCGUUGCUAUCCGAUACAUUUCAACGCGUCUACGAGAACGCAAUCUCUACCGCGGUAAUGCAACGCGCGCAGACUAUUAUAUCGAUAGAGAAGGCGUUGCGAAAUAAAACUAAAAAAGCCUAUCGUGAAUUUAUCGAGAGCGAAUGCAGCCCCGAAGCGCUUUACUACGAGGAGUCGGCAGAGAAUGCGGCCGGCCGGAUCACUCAACAAUUGAAAGAGGAAAUGGUCGAACUCCGGGCGGUUAUAAAUGAUCGUUUUGGGAAGAGCGCGGGUGGGCCGAAGUCUGAUUUUGAUAUCAUGAAAGAAGACAUGCUUAAUUUUAUAAGUUGUCAAGACAAAAUGAUGUAUAAAAUCAAUUCGAUCGACAAGCGUAUAACGAAAAUUGAGAAGAAGCUCACGGAGAAUAAAAGCGAGGAAAAGAAAUCUAAAGUUUCGCUAAAUAGUCCCAAAUUUGGAAGCGCGAGUCUCGCUAACGAAGGCAGGCAAAGACGUCUGUCCUUAGAACCGGAUUCCGUACGCUCCCCCCGGCGUACGCCUUCAAACAGGCAAUUGAACGGGGGGCAGCCGAUAACGUCGGCAGCUUCUCGAGAAAAGAAACGGCUCGCUAAGCUGACGGCGCAAGAGAAGGCCGCUGGAAUAGUUAUAUUUAGGUACUGGAGAAGUUAUCAGCAACGGAAAGCGAAAUUCAAGAAAGAAAUGAAGCAGAAGAAACGGCGGGGAAGCGCCGGUUCGGUCAUGUCCGUUAAUCGCGGCAGACGGAGACGAAAUCUCCAUGACGACGACGCGGGCUCAGACUGUACAGGUUACAGCGGAGAAUGGUAG